CUUUAUACCGCUGCUUUUUCGAAGCAUGUUUCUAUUCCACUGCCUUUUAAGUCUUCGUAUCAAAUAGAUUUUUUGGGUUCCUGAUCCGUUCUCCUAUGAAGUAUGAAUAGCUGAAAGAAUUAUCCAUCCAAAUAUUGGACAGCAUCCCGAACGCAACCUUUGCCCUUGCGAUAUUUACGACUGUUGAGGUCUUGUUCGGUUACGCCUUCGAUAAAAACAAUACUCCCAAAAUAGCUAAUGGCACUGAACGUAUUAAAAACUUAUGAACCUAAAGUACUUGAAGCGCAUUUGAUAUUAUAGUUGUCACAAAAAGGUUUGUGUAUUAGAUUAAAGUUGGUUCAUGCAUUUGCUUAUCAUGGGAAUCGAAACUUGCAAUGAAAACAAAUUUUUGUAAAGUGAAAGUUUGGUUUUCAUAUAAAUAAAUAAUUCUCUUAUGCUGUUUUUAAGUACGAGGUAAAAGUAAUCCGGAUGUUAAAUUAUCUUUUUUCGCAUCUAUCUUCUACUGGAAAAUUGCUUUUUCAAGUAAUGUGAGCCAAAUUUGCAGGAUUAACUUGAGUUAACCCAGACUGAAAAACUGGCCCUUACAGAGCUUUUCUAGAGCUGACAAUUGGUUUUUCUGUGAAUUCAGUGAGAAUAUAUUCAAAGGAAUUUUAGUGACUGAUUUCAGACAUCCGAUUUCGGAUUUUGUUGUAGAUUACAUUCCAGUACUAGCUAUAAAAAAGAGAAUGGUAACAAAUCGAUAUCCAUACCCAUGAAAUGUAACUUAAUGGCAACACUGUCUUAUAUUCAUCCCAUCCAUAUAAACACUGCAGUACUACACCAGCUACCACCAGACACCCCGACACAAACAAUAGAGAAACCAAUUCAUAGCCACAAGUAGUAGGAACAUAAACACUAUGUGUAGUGUAGAGAGUAAAGUGUAGAGUAUGCAGCAGGCAGCAGCAGCAACCAGCAAUAUAAUGAGACUAGAGUCGCACACUGUUCAGCUCAUACAGUGACUAGUGUAGUGAGUACAGGCACACGGAGACGGAACUAAUAUCUAUCGACGACGACGAAAUAUAUCCACUUCACUCCAACCAUUUUUUUUUUUUUUGUAUUUUGUCGUUCUCUUGUGUGUGUUCCUUGGUUGUCUGGUAGCUGUUUCAGUGUUCUGAGGCUCUGGCCAAAAACAAUCAUCACACUUCUUCUCAGUUUAGUGUGUAAAGUCGUCGUCGGCAGAGAACUAAAUCGAGUCUCCUGACUUUUGCCAAUGUGUCGUCGUAACGUAACGGACGUUGUCGGUGGUGUUUCACAUUGGCUUCCAAUCGAGGAAAUUUUUCCACAAUAAUAAUUUAUAAAUCUUUUUUUGCUUUAAGUUGCUUAUCGAAGAAAAAACCGUGCUGCGUGUAUUGAUAACACAACAAAACCGCAAACAAAAUUAUAUUCUAAUCGUUUUGCCAUAUUUUGCGCAACUUUUAGUGUUUCUUUUUUUGAUUUUGUGUUUCCUCUUUGUUGUUAUAUUUAGUGGCGUUAGUUUUGCCGCAGUCGUCGCGCAUUCUAUUUAAACAAAAAAAAAAAGAAAAGUUAAAUAGGAUUUAAUCGCACAACGUUGUUGUCUUGAUUUGAUUUGUGACUUUGUCUCUAAUUCACGAGGCCACCACCAACAACAGCAGCUAACGACCCAAAAGCCAGAACCAGCUGGUCUGGUUCUCGAUUAUAAUUGUUGUGGUCGUUGAUUACGAUUAAACAAAUUAAAAGUGAUAUUUACGUAAUAAAAUAAUGUGUGUUUUUUUGUUAAACGAUUCUAUAUAUGAGAACUUUUGACUUAAAAAAAAAAUAAUUCUCCACUCGGAUAGUGGCUGCAGCAACCUUUGUUUGUUUUUUCUUUUUUACUUUUGUUGUCUCGCAGUUCAGACUCGGGGGUAACUUUGUAUUUUUGGGGUGUAUGGUUGCUCUCCCAAGUGCCAAACAUAAAACGGAAUUUAUAUUCACUUCAUUAAAAUUGCAUUGAGGCUAAUAAAAAGCACAUCGUAGCUGGUGGAAUCACAUACAACCUGGUUCGUGGUCCCAUUUGGUAAAUAAAAACCGCGGAUAAUAUACGAUAUACGAUAAAAUAUAGGAGUGGAGAGUGUCAAUUUGAAUAAAAGUACCUACAACAAGUGCAAAAUAGGUAACAACAACCAUUUACCUUCAUUUAUCUCUUCUGUGUGUUCCUCGCUCUCUCUUGUUCUCUCUCUGUGUUAUAAGUGUCGAGUGUCGUCGAUUGUCGACUGUUUGAGUUGAGUGUUGUUUGGAAAUUACCUUUUUUAUUCAAAAAAAUACAACAAAAAAAAAAAUAAAAUAAAUAAAACCGUCAUUUGUAGUCGGUCGUCCUCGUCGUCGGCUGACGUUGUUGCCUUUUCGCCUUAAAUUUAUCAUCUGUGUGUAGAAUUAUUUAUUUAAACAACAACUAACAAAAAGUUACCAUUCAGAGAGGGAGAGAGCAAUCAAACAAAAUAAAUAAAAAAAAUAACAAAAUAACAAUCAACCUCUCUGAGUAAAGAAUUUUGAAAAAAAGAAGAUUUUAAAAUGCAAAAAGUGACUCCAAGCCUCCAUACCGAAUGAUAUCGCAUCGCAAUUCACAUCACACAACAAAAUCUAUCCAUCCAUCGACUCUUCAAUGUGCUGAUGUCGUCGUUGUCUUGGUCGUCCGACGGUCGUUCGGUUUGGUGAUUUGUUCAGUAUUCUUGAUUUCUUUUUGAAAAAAGCAUUUAAAUGUCAUUUUGGAUUUUUUUUUUUCUAAAUUGACGUUUUGGAAUUCUCUUGUGUAUUGUUGAUACCUCAAUUAAACCACAAACAAGAAACUAAGAAAAACAACAAUCAAUGUGUAUGUGUACUUCAACUAUCUUCUUGGAAACAUUAAACCUAAAAAUAUUAAAUAAACUAUAACUAUAAGUGUUUAACAAAAAAAAAGCAACCUAGAGUGUGUGUAUAUAUAUAAUGUCAUCAUCUUUGCAACAACAUCAAAAGAGACCUAGCGUCUCGAACUGGUUUUCAUCGUUACGCCGUCAACCAAAGAACAACAAGAACAAGUCCAUCCAAGCCGACAAGAAAUUCCAAAGAAGUUGCAUUGACCUCUCAUCACAAAGCACCUUUUACAUAGACCCAUCAUCAGCGGGAGGAGAUGGUGGUGGUAAUGUGGUAAGCUCUCUGGCGUCCAUCACCACCAAUCCACCAUCACCAUCACAACUACUGCCUCUUACAGCAUCACCGUUGUCUGCUUCCACUGCAACAACCAUCACUGCUGCCAAUUCUAGCGAUAAUCUUACAGCCGCUACCGCCGCCGACGAUGACGACGAUGAUAGACGAGGCCUUGUUAGUGGCAAAAGAGUUAGUCAAUUUUGUUCGCAAUGCUGCUGCCACCUGCAACCGAAGAAACAUCAUCCAACGCCACCAACUUCGCCUUUGCCACCGCACCACAAGUCGCCAUCAUCAUCGUUGUCGUCGUCCUCCUCCUAUUACCGACGUGAUCUGAGCCUUCAAUAUGAGACCGAGUCUGACGAGAAGAGUGAUAUUCGAAUAAUGCGUUACGCGAGCUUGCCGGAUGGCAAAAAGUCUAUGUACACUAAACGGUCCGAGUUCAAACGCACCACAACUACAAAGACAACACAUACUUCCAUUAUAUCAAGACCAGUGGAGCUAUUACUCAACGAUCGGGGCGAGAUUGUGUCGAGGAUCGAUAAGCAACAGCGCUCAAAUAGCCUUGGAUGUGUUUUAGAUGAGAGCGAUGACAGUUCUUAUUCGCCAACAAUCUUGAGUUCUUCAAAUGUUCUGGGUGGUUGUUAUGGCGAUUUCAAAUACAUUGAUGAUAGUUCGACUUCGCAUAGUGAGAUAAAUGUUAAAGACAUUCAACAACAGCAGCCAACAGUGCCGUGCAGUAAUAAUAAUAAUAACAACAAUAAUAACAACAGCAUGGAUAUGUGUGAAAAUUGCAAAAAUGUCAUCCAGCAGAAUAAGAAUAAUUGGAAGAAUUCAUCUUUAAAGAGUAAAAAGCAAAUCAAAGAUGAACUGUGUGAAGUAGUAUCGGAAAUGGAGGCGCUAGAUGUGCCCGAAGAUUGCAAACAUUCCAACAAAGAUAAACAAAUGUCGAUAGGCCGUAAAAAGUUCAAUAUGGAUCCGAAAAAAGGUAUUGAAUAUUUGGUGGAAAACAGACUGUUGCGAAUGGAUCCUCAAGAUAUCGCACAUUUUCUAUAUAAAGGCGAGGGACUAAAUAAAACUGCGAUAGGUGACUAUCUUGGCGAAAAGAACGAUCUCAAUGAAGAUGUGCUCAAGGCAUUCGUUGCCCUUCAUGACUUUACAAAUCUCAUCCUAGUUCAAGCAUUAAGACAAUUUCUGUGGUCCUUUCGAUUGCCUGGUGAAGCGCAAAAAAUCGACAGAAUGAUGGAGUGCUUUGCCCAGCGAUAUUGUCAGCUAAAUCCUGACAUCUUUACUAACACAGAUACCUGUUAUGUACUCAGCUUUGCAAUUAUAAUGCUCAACACAUCCCUACACAAUCCAUCGGUAAAGGAUAAACCAACCGUGGAGCAAUUCAUUUCAAUGAAUCGUGGUAUAAAUAACGGUGGUGAUCUUCCUCGUGGACUACUAGAAUCUUUAUAUGAAUCUAUUCGAACUGAGCCAUUUAAAAUACCCCAGGACGAUGGCAAUGAUUUGAUGCAUACGUUCUUUAAUCCAGACAAAGAGGGAUGGCUAUGGAAACAAGGUGGCAGGUACAAAUCCUGGAAGAGGCGAUGGUUCAUAUUGAACGAUAAUUGUUUGUAUUAUUUUGAGUACACAACCGAUAAAGAACCAAGGGGUAUUAUUCCAUUGGAAAAUAUUUGUGUGAGAGAAAUUCAUGACAGAAGUAAACCCCAUUGCUUUGAACUGUUUGCAACAGGAGGAGCUGAUAUUAUUAAGGCAUGCAAGACUGACUCAGAAGGAAAAGUUGUUGAAGGCAAACAUACUGUUUAUCGAAUGUCCGCAGCAACAGAAGAAGAUCAACAAGAAUGGAUAAAACGUCUAACACAGUCAAUAAGUCAUAAUCCAUUUUAUGAUAUUCUAGUACAAAGAAAGAAAAAGGCACUGAGCAAUAGUUAGUAUUAAAUCUAGAUUAACAAACUAAAAAAAAAAACAACAACAAAACAAACAAAAA
This is a messenger RNA of Episyrphus balteatus (marmalade hoverfly), 5146 nucleotides long. It is a transcript of the gene step, whose product is annotated as cytohesin-2. The transcript has 10 exons. Gene Ontology annotation, biological process: regulation of ARF protein signal transduction. The coding region runs from base 2959 to 5091 and encodes 710 amino acids. The record is from RefSeq and is a predicted model, not a curated record. Gene Ontology annotation, molecular function: guanyl-nucleotide exchange factor activity. NCBI's taxonomy places the organism in Eukaryota, Metazoa, Arthropoda, Insecta, Diptera, Syrphidae.